AUGGCUGAGCCUACGGAAAGGGACCUAGAGUCUGCUGCUGCUCAGGAUGUCAAUAAUGCGGGGAAUCAUCAUGGAAGUAGUGGGCCCGACGUCGCCGAGGUCGACUAUUCCGUCUUCACGGAGACGCAGCGUCGAUAUAUUGUUUUCAUGGCCUCGUGGGCCGGCUUCUUCUCGCCGGUUUCGUCUCAGAUCUACUUCCCGGCCUUGAAUACCUUGGCCAAGGAUCUACAUGUCACAGGUUCAUUAAUCAACUUGACCCUUACGAGCUACAUGAUCUUCCAAGGUCUUUCGCCCAUGUUCAUUGGCGACUUCGCCGACAACGCAGGACGACGACCAGCGUACGUUGUAUGCUUCACUCUCUACAUCGCAGCCAACAUUGCUCUAGCUCUACAGAGCAACUACGCAGCCCUCUUCGUGCUAAGAUGUCUUCAAAGCGCCGGAAUCAGCACAACCAUUGCCCUCUCCGCAGGCGUGGUAUCCGACGUGGCCACGGCAUCCCAGCGCGGCUCAUAUAUGGGCUUCGUCACGGCGGGGUCACUCCUCGGGCCCUCCAUCGGACCAGUGAUCGGAGGCCUACUAUCGCAGUAUCUGGGAUGGAGAGCCAUAUUUUGGUUCCUCGCCAUUUUCUCAGGAACGUUUAUGGUUCCAUUCCUGAUUUUCUUCCCGGAGACCGCUCGCGGAGUCGUUGGGGAUGGGUCACUGCCUCCUCAGAAAUGGAAUAUGUCCUUGAUCAGCUAUCUCAAGUCCCGCAAAGCUCGUGAAGAGGGUAUCACACCUGGCUCGUCCAAGAAGAAACUCUCCUUCCCCAAUCCUUUCCAGACGCUCUCCAUUGUCUUCCAGAAGGAUACGAGCAUUAUUCUAUUUUCCAACGCAUUGCUAUUCGCCGGGUUUUACGACGUCAGCGCCUCCAUACCAUCCAUCUACCGCGACCUAUACGGCUUAGACGACCUCCAAAUCGGUCUAUGCUACAUCCCCUUUGGUGUAGGCGCCACCAUCGCCUCAAUCGGCAACGGCAAGUUCCUCGAUUUUAACUACAGACGCAUCGCCAAGGGUCUAAACUUCCCCCUUGUGAAAAACCGACACACCGACCUCCGGAACUUCCCUAUCGAAAAAGCACGGCUGGAGAUCGCCUUCCCGCUCCUGACGAUCGGGAGCCUGAGCAUCCUUGUCUUCGGCUGGCUCUUGAAUUUCGGAAUCCAUCUCGCCGCGCCAACAGCCAUCCUGUUCAUCAUGGGCCUGGCCCUGACCGGGUCGUUCAAUACUGUCAGCACGCUUUUGAUUGACCUCUACCCGGAGCAGGCGGCCAAAGCUACCGCCGCUAAUAACUUUAUGCGCUGUUUGCUGGGUGCGGGAGCUACGGCCUUGAUCGAUCCCAUGCUCAAUGCUAUGGGGAGGGGCUGGUGCUAUACUUUUAUUGCAUUUGUCAUGCUGGGCACGUCGCCGCUUCUGUUGUUAGUAAUUCGGCAUGGACCGAGAUGGCGCGAGGAGCGGAGGGUGAAGCUGGAGGCUAAGAAUGGUGGGAGCGAUACCCAGGUUCAUAAUGUGCAGUCAGAGAAAAGGUGA
Penicillium lagena is the source of this 1563-nucleotide messenger RNA. RefSeq names its product MFS transporter. Gene Ontology annotation, biological process: transmembrane transport. NCBI's taxonomy places the organism in Eukaryota, Fungi, Ascomycota, Eurotiomycetes, Eurotiales, Aspergillaceae. Gene Ontology annotation, molecular function: transmembrane transporter activity. The transcript has 2 exons. The coding region runs from base 1 to 1563 and encodes 520 amino acids. The record is from RefSeq and is a predicted model, not a curated record.